Exaiptasia diaphana is the source of this 2044-nucleotide messenger RNA. Its product is annotated as RILP-like protein 1. Gene Ontology annotation, molecular function: signaling receptor complex adaptor activity; protein dimerization activity; MAP kinase scaffold activity. Gene Ontology annotation, biological process: vesicle-mediated transport. Gene Ontology annotation, cellular component: cytoplasm. NCBI's taxonomy places the organism in Eukaryota, Metazoa, Cnidaria, Anthozoa, Actiniaria, Aiptasiidae. The record is from RefSeq and is a predicted model, not a curated record.
UGUAAAUAAGCUUCACAGGGACGAGGAGAUUGCGUACUUCCCUGCCGCAGAGAACACAAGAUGGCUUUUGAGUUAACGACGGCAGAAGUGUACGAACAAGCGUCUGUAAUUGGUCAAGAUAUAGAGAAAAUUAUUGACCAGUACGGACAUGAAGCAGUCAUCGAUCUUAUGCCAAGAGUCGUCCGAGUUCUUGAAGAACUGGAGCUUCUGGUUUGCGAGAGAGAAAAGGAAAAACUCGAGAUUGCAGAGCUAAAGAUGGAAAAUGAAAGACUUUACUUCGAGAUUAAGAGAGAAGUUUGUCAUAGGCGAAAGCUUGACGAGGAACUUUUCCACGCUAAAAAAGAUGGAGAAUUAAAAAGUCUUAAGAGUACUGUAGCAAAGUUACAAGAAGAAAACCAACGUUUAAGAUUGGAAUACGAAAUAUCGGCAAAUGAAAAGCCAGUCAUGACGUAUGUCAGUGCACCAGGAGACGCCGCGGUUAUGCAGAAGAUGAAAGAAACUAUAGACACACAACGCGAUGUCAUACGAAGUAAAAAUCUUGAGAUUGAAAAGCAAAAAGAAGACGUCGAUGCUAUGGAAGAGCAAGUAGAAAGACUAGUCAACAUCAACGAAUCGCUUCGCAAAAACAUGGCCUCACAGCAAGCUAGAAUGAACUCUGUCGCCAAAGAAAAAGCUGAAUAUGAAGCAGAAUUAAAGAUAAUUAAACUUGAACUAAAUGAGCAGGAUGAUCAAGAAACCGAAGAGAAAACGACGGGUUAUGAUGUAGGUGAUUCUAUUGAAGAAGAACUUGCCAAAAUGGACGCCCAGUUUGGGAAUGAUCAUCCCAAAGAGGUUGCUACUGAGGUCGUGAAGCGAAAAGAAGACGGCUGGGAUAUCAUUCAAGUUUCGGGAGACGAUGAUAACCAACAAGGAYCAAAAACUCUGGAAAGAGAUCCUAACAGACCGAGGUAUACUAGAGCAGAGUUACAAGAAAUUCUCACCGAAAGAAAUCAGUUGAAAGAAGAGUGUUUUUCGCUUCGUGAAGAAUUGUCAUGGUACAAACCAAAAGACGAAGAUAAAGAAGCUGAUCCAGUUCAAGCUAAAGCACCCCAGAAACCAGGCAGAAAUCGCGAGGAAUCUGGAAUAUCAAAAAUUUUCAGUAUUUUUACUUCACGUAAAACAAACACCUUAUAAAGCUGCAAGGAUGGCAAGCAAUGCCUCAGUUUCUUGCUGGUUCAGGUUGCUGUAUUGGUGCGUCCUCUUCGUAUACGGGCAUUCGGACAUCGAGAAAACCCAGGAGUCCCAUCCGGAUAUGACGUAGACAGUAGCCUGAGUAUCAGAAUCUCGAAAAGAAGAUAUGGAAAGUCUUGUGGUAGAGAUGCAGGGAAAAAGGAAGGCUCUCCCAGUUUUUCCUUUCUCUCUGUUCCUCCCUCUGAUACCCGGGCUGCCUAGAGAGAGGUUUACUCUGUAAAUUCUUUAAAAAUAAUUGUUAUAUUAUUGUACWUGAUCGUAUUAUUGUUAGUAAGUAAUGUUUAGAGACCACAGUACGUCGAGAAGUUGUAGAUGAUGUUUUAUUCGAAUUGGUUUUUAUUGGUGCGAAGACUGCGCUACACCCUUAUUUUUCUCGGUAGACUUUCGGAGCACUUUUUUCAAACAUUUUGUUGAUGUUAUAUUUCUUCGAAACGUGAUCGGCGUCCAUUGUUUUUGAUUUUGUAUUUAUUGGUGAUUGUAUUACUUUAACAAAAAGCAUUAUAUGAAAAAUUAUUGUUACACAUGCAUUUUAAAAAGCGUCGCAAGUGACUGAUCCGCGAGGAGAAAGGUUCCAAUCGAAGUUUUUUUAUUUUUUCACCUGCGCCUCGAUUCGUAGUUAUUCCAUUAUUUUUUACCCUUGGUAUAUUAGUAAUGGAGUAUGGUAGAAAGCGGUYCAAGGAACGACGUGUCAUGUGGCAUUGAUUACUUGGACACGUCGAGUCGUAUAAUUGCAAGGUCUGUCAACUUAUGAAUAAGACGCUAACUCAAAAGACGUAUUACAAAUGUUUWAUAAUAAUAAACAUUUUUGAACAUU